AUGUCUGAAAAUAAAGAACGCAUAUUCCUCGUUGGAGGUACUGGCAAUGUUGGACGCCCACUUGUGCGUGAGCUAUUGGAACAAGGAGUACCUGUUACACUCUACGCACGCACACCUUAUCGUGCCAAGAUGCUUUUUAACGAUAUACCCAAUCCACCGUUAACCAUUGUCCAAGGCGAUUAUCAAGAGCUGGCAACAUUCGAGGAAGCCAUCAAAGGUCACCAGCGGUUGUUUUUACUUGUGGAUGAUUUAGCACACAUGUCAUCCAUCGUGGAUGCCAUUGCGUCCAGGGCUUAUGCAGCUGGUAUCAAGCAAAUUGUGCACGUGUCAUCGGCUAUUGCUGCUGAGCGAUGGCGUAGUACUUCAGUGGCUGUACAACAUCAUCUCGCUGAAGAUGCCAUCUUUCAACUUGUGCAAAAGCAACACCAAGACAAAUAUUAUGUAACAUUACGUCCACAACGUUUCAUGUCCAAUCUCAAAAAUGAUAUCCCUUCUAUUGUCAAGCAAGGAGUGAUCAUCGACACGGUGCCCAAGGAUCAAAAACAAGGUUGGAUCUCUCCCAAUGAUUUGGCUCGCAUAGCAGCUAAGGUACUCCAAGAUCCCAUCCACAAGCAUGCCAAUGCAGUUUAUGAUACAGUGGGUGAUUCUCUUACAGCUGAAGAGCGUGCUGAUGUUUGCUCAAGCAUAUUACAACGACCCGUGACAUACAAUCAAACAACACCCGAGGACAAGUACAAGACGCUUAGUCAAUACGCACCCCAUGUUAUUGCUUAUGAACUAGCUACUUUUGAAGGAUUUGAAAAGGAAAACGUCUCUCCAGGACUAUCCAUCUUGUUAGGCCGGGCACCAGAAAGGCUAGAUGCAUGGCUACAUAGUAGCAAAUCUCUGAUUGAAUAA
Molecule: messenger RNA, 897 nt
Organism: Lichtheimia ornata
Lineage: Eukaryota; Fungi; Mucoromycota; Mucoromycetes; Mucorales; Lichtheimiaceae
Exons: 1
Coding region: 1-897 (298 amino acids)
Source: RefSeq, a predicted model, not a curated record